UCAUUACCCGCCCAAGAGCGAAGAGCUGCGAACCGCUUACCUGACUUUAAACCGAAGAUUUAACUUUUAACGACGCCAAUUUCUGUUGUUGCUUCGGUAUUUGUUAGCCUGAAAGUGAUGGAGCGGUUUGCGAUGCUCCCGCUAUUGUUUUACUUUGCUCUUUCUAUUGGUUUUGUUUACGAGAAAAGACGAAGGAAGUUUUUGUUGAAAUGUCCUAUAGUAUAGAUGGCGUGGUUCUCCUCGACGAGGACUACGUGCGCGGGCGCAAGGUGUACGGGCAAGUUGUGUGCACGUUCCGCUACGGCCGCGAGGAGGAUGAGGUGAUGGGACUCAACUUCUACAAGGAGCUGUUCCUGGCGUCGGAGCAGAUCUACCCCCCGCCUGAGAAGAAUAGCUUUGAUCUUACGAAGACGCAGGAGCGUCUCCUAAAGAAGCUGGGUAGUUCGGCAUAUCCGUUCCGGUUCACGGUGCCAGCCGGCGCGCCAGGGUCGGUGACGCUGCAGCCAGGGCUGGAGGACGAGGGCGAGCCCUGCGGCGUGCAUUACUACGUCAAGCUGUUUGUUGGUGACUCCGAGAUCGACCGUAGCCAUCGCAGGAGCACCGUAGCUCUAGGCAUCCGUAAGGUGCAGUAUGCGCCUACUAAGGCAGGCCCGCAGCCGUGCACUGUGGUGCGGAAGGACUUCGUACUGUCGCCGGGACAACUCGAGUUGGAGCUUACUUUGGACAAGCAGCUAUACAUGCACGGCGAGACGGUGGCGUUGAACAUCUGCAUCCGUAACCAUAGCAACAAGGUGGUGAAGAAGAUCAAGGCUUGUAUCCAGCAGGGCGUGGACGUCGUGCUGUUCCAGAGCGGCCAGUACCGCAACGUGGUGGCCAGCGUCGAAACACAGGACGGCUGCCCCCUGCAGCCAGGGUCCAGCCUCCAGAAAGUGUUGCACCUGACUCCAUCUCUGGACCUCUAUCGCGACAAGCGUGGGAUUGCGCUCGAUGGUCAGCUCAAACGUAACGAGACUACCCUGGCUUCUACUACUCUGUUGCUGGACCCGGAGCAGCGCGACGCGUUUGGAAUCGUGGUGAGCUACAGCGCCAAGGUGAAGCUUUACCUCGGUGCCCUCAACGGAGAGCUCGUGGCCGAGCUGCCCUUCAUACUCAUGCAUCCCAAGGACGGAAGAGCCAAGUUGAUUCACGCUGACAGCCAGGCCGACGUGGAGAUGUUCCGCCAGGACACCGUGCAUCAUCAGGAGAGCGUCGAGGUCUACUAGCCACCUGAACAACAUACUACAGGGGCCAUAGACAAAUUGUAAACGAUUGUCAAUUGACAGUGACAGUUAUAAAUAUGCAUGGGAUUGACAUAAGGUGACAUAUUAAUCCCAUUAAAUUACUAAAGUCAAGGCUGUAUGGUCCUCAGAUCUUUGCCUGCCUUAUAUAAGGCGAAUUUAAACAACAACAACAUAUGUUUUUACUACUGUCACUGUAGAUUGUCAUAGGCCCCGAUUCUUAAAGACACCGCCUAAUUUUAUUUUAUGUUAUAAGUACCCGUAAUUUCUUUAGGUACCUGUUACUUUCUUAUCCGUCGAAAAGGAAAGGCACGGGUAAUCAACAGGAUAAAAAUUAACACACGUCAAUUUUAAGUAGAAAUCCUAAACAAUACUUUCAAAGUUUUGUGUUUAGAAGCGUUGGUGUAUAACCCGCGGUAUUGAUACAACAUCGCACGUCAAAUGGGUUGCGUACCAGCGAGAUACCUUUAUUCAUUCAUUUUAAAAUUAACAGCUGUCAAUGCCAAUCACCCGUCCUUUUCCUUUUCGGCGAAUAAGAAGUGACAGGUAUAACUUAAAAGAAAAUUAAGUGUCUGUUCGAAUCAGCACCAGUAUGUCUUUUACUCUCAUCAUCAUCAUCAUCAUCAGCCCAUUAACGUCCCCACUGCUGGGGCACGGGCCUUCCCUAUGGAUGGAUAGGGAGAAUGUCUUUUACUCUAUGCUAAUUUUAUUAUCUUUGUGCAGCGAUAUUUGAAACUAUGAUGGGAAGGUAUUACAUUUACUUACCUAAUAAAAUAGGCAGGUCAUUGGCCCUGAUUCCUGCAGACACCACCUAAUUCUAUUUUAAGUUAUACCCGUCAUUUUGUUAUCCACCGGAAAAGGAAAGGGACGGAUGAGUGAUAAUUGUUAAUUUUAAAAUGAAUGAAUGAAUAACUCGGGCGAAUAAAAUAGGCAUCUCGGCCAAUAUACAAUUUUGGAAGGGUUAUUUAAAAUUCUACCUAAAAUUGACAUGUGUCCUAUAAAUUUUAUACCUGUCGAUUACCCGUUCCUUUCCUUUUCGGCGGAUAACAAAUUGACAGGUAUGACUUAAAAUAAAAUUAAAUGGUAUGUACUGGAAUCAGCUCCUUUACUGUUCUGAAUUAUAUCUAAAGAAAGAAUCAAGGUUAUUUUUUUUAAAUCAAGUUCAAGCUAAUAUAAAAUAGAAAAUUCAAAUAACUAGUGAGAAGAAUCUCGAUACCGAUAUUAUCUAAUUCUUUUUUCAAACUAAAAUCGCGAAAAAAUUCUAAGUCAAUGCUUAGGUGUAAUAUUUUCUUCUAAAUUACUACAAUGAAUCGUAUACCUACUAUAGGCACCUACUGUGUUUAAUUUUCGUGUCUUGCUUGUAAGUCUAAUAUUAUCUCCGUUUGUGAUAUUUAUAUAAUUAUCCUUUGCAUCUCUUUUGGGAGCAAGCAGAUAACAUUGUAGGUGUUGCUUCAUGCUUAUUUAAUUUAAGAACACAGAAAAAAGAAUAAUAAGUACUACAAUAUAGAUAGCGCUGUACAGGUUUUCCUUCGUUUAACCUUCUAAUUUAAUGCAUAUUAAACACAUGCAUCUUUUAUCUUUGUUUUUGGGUAUAAAUGAUGACCCCUAUUUUUAAAAUCGGGUACAAUUACACCUUCCAUCCAUUAUUAUUCUGAUCUAAAUGAAGGGAAGCAAUAUAGGUACCAACAUAAUUAUAUACAAAAUGUGAUACAAAUAUCGAGUAACAAUUACAUUGUAUUUUAGAAUAAUUAUGUACCCGAGUAAUAAGAAAAUACAACUAUAUUGUUUUUGGUCGACGUAGCCUGGAAAGUCCUUCAUUUAAACCAGGGAUGUUAUUAUUAUGAAUUUUCGGAUACGGAUUGGAUACGGAUUUAAGAAUGAUCAUUAUACCGGAUACGGUUACAGAAUUUCAGAAGUAAAAUACAAAUAGGUAAUAAAGUGGUCUUAUUUAUAACGACAA
This is a messenger RNA of Pectinophora gossypiella (pink bollworm), 3237 nucleotides long. RefSeq names its product arrestin homolog (gene Arr1). Gene Ontology annotation, molecular function: G protein-coupled receptor binding. Bases 210 to 1262 code for a protein of 350 amino acids. Gene Ontology annotation, biological process: signal transduction; G protein-coupled receptor internalization. The transcript is spliced from 8 exons. The record is from RefSeq and is a predicted model, not a curated record. NCBI's taxonomy places the organism in Eukaryota, Metazoa, Arthropoda, Insecta, Lepidoptera, Gelechiidae. Gene Ontology annotation, cellular component: cytoplasm.